GGGGUUGAGGGUGGAGGUGUCCGAGUGAGGUACAAGCUAUUCAGAAAACACAGUGUCUCUACACUCUGGGACUGUCCAGCUCUUCCCCCCACCCCUCUCUCUCGCUGCCCGUGACCAGCACCCUGGCCCCGGGGAAUGUCUGGCUGAUAAACAAAGUUGCUAGCGCCAUUUCUGCUGUGCGUUCGUCUCCCUGGGAUCAGAAUCGGGAGAUGAGUAGAUAGGUUUCCGAGUUUGGAGGCAGCCGUAGCGGAUAUUUCCAGCGCUUUCUCCGCCAAUCCGCAGGGCGUGUUUGGAAGCGCAGACGGAGCGAAUGGGAGCCGGUGGAUGACAAAGUUCAAAGUAAGAUGUAUCAAAGACAGAAAAUGCAAAGGAUUUGUGUACGGCAAUCUCAAACACAGCAAUAUGAUCUGCCCUAUUUGCCACCACUUGAAUACCUUUCACCUGUGAAUGUGGAGGAAGCGAAGCUGAAGAGGACAGCACACCAAUCGCAGCAAGUAGAAUCCAAACAUAUAGGUUCACUUGCUCUCUGAGAUUUGGAUAAACCACCUUGAGUUAAACCUGGUAAAGUGUCCAGUUAUUGACGAAGAAGACAGAUAUUUCCUUUGUACCACCAGUGUAUCAGUUGUUGACUGUCAGUGAAAUCCAUUGGAACCGGGGUGCUGAGAACACAACAGACUGGUUCACUCGAGAUCACUUCUUCAUUGAUUGUGUGAGGAUUCACUACAUCUGACAUCUAACUUUAUGAAUUAACAGCAGGGCGAUAUCAGUUACUUGUUCUUCGCGUGGGAAGGGAUUCUUUCACUCAGCCCACCCACAGUCACACCAGUGACUUCAUACUGUGCAAAGGCCAUUCACCUGCUCUGCCAUCUAAGAGGGGAUAUACUCAGUCAUCCAGGUACAACACUGAGUUCAUACCAUAGUUAAACAGUUCACCUGUUCUAACUGGAAUGUGAUUCAUACUCUCAUCCAUGCUGAAGACACAUCAAAAAUUUCACACCAGUGAGAGGCUGUUCACAUUCUCUGUAUGAAGAGUUUCACAUACUCAGUCCAUCCGUGGAGCAAUCAGUGAGUUCUGUGUGUGGGAAGGGGUUCAGUCACUGAUCACACAUGAUGAGUCACUCGGGGGAGAGACCGUUCACGUGCUCAGAUUGUGGGAGGGGAUUCACUCAGUCCAGCCACCUGCACACACACCAGUCAGUUCAUACUGGAGAGAGACCAUUCACCUGUUCAGAUUGCGGGAAGGGAUUUACUCAGUUGUCCAACCUUCAGAAACACCAGCGAGUUCACACUGGAGAGAGACCAUUCACCUGCCCUGAAUGUGGGAAGGGAUUCAUUCAGUCAAGCCACCUACAGACACACCAGUCUGUUCACACUGGGGAGAGACCAUUCAUCUGCUCAGAUUGUGGGAAGAGGUUCACACAGUCAUCUAAUUUGCAGAAACACCAGCGAGUUCACACUGGGGAGAGACCGUUCACCUGUUCUGAAUGUGGGAAAAAAUUCAGUAACUCGUCCAGCCUGAUGGACCACCAGCGUGUUCACUCUGGGGAGAGACCAUUCACCUGCUCUCAAUGUGGGAAGGGAUUCACUCAAUUAUCUAAUCUACGAGCACACCAGCGAGUUCACACUGGGGAGAGACCUUUCACCUGCUCCGAGUGUGGGAAGGGCUUCAAUUACUCGUCCAACCUGAUGAACCACCAGCGCGUUCACUCUGGGGAGAGACCAUUCACCUGCUCUGAAUGUGGGAAAGGGUUCACUCAAUUAUCUCACCUGCAGGCACACCAGCGAGUUCACACUGGAGAGAGACCAUUUGUCUGCUCAGAUUGUGGGAAGAGGUUCAGUAACUCAUCCAACCUGAUAAUGCACCAACGUGUGCACACUGAGGAGAGGCCAUUUUCGUGCUCUGAAUGUGGGAAGGGAUUCAUUAAUUCAGGCCAGCUAGAGACACACCAAACGGUUCACACUGGGAAGAGACUGUUCAGCUGCUCAGAAUGUGGGAAGAGUUUUACUCAGUUAUCCAACCUGCAGAAACACCAGCGAGUUCACACUGGGGAGAAACCAUUCACCUGCUCUGAAUGUGGGAAGAAAUUCAGUAACUCAUCCAACCUGAUGAUGCAUCAACGUGUUCACUCUGGGGAGAGGCCGUUCACCUGCUCCGAGUGUGGGAAGGGAUUCACUCAAUUAUCUAAUCUGCAAGCCCACCAGCGUGUUCACACUGGGGAGAGGCCGUUCACCUGCUCCGAGUGUGGGAAAACAUUCAGUAACUCAUCCAAUCUGAUGAAGCACCAGCGAGUUCACUCUGGGGAGAGGCCGUUCACUUGCACUGAAUGUGGGAAGGGAUUCACUCGAUUAUCUCAUCUUCAAGCCCACCAGCGCAUUCACACGGGAGACAGACCGUUCACCUGCUCUGAAUGUGGGAAGACAUUCACUAACUCAUCGACUGUAGUGAGACACCAGCGCGUUCACUCUGGGGAGAGACCGUUCACCUGCAUUGAAUGUGGGAAGGGAUUCACUCAAUUAAUUAAUCUGAAAGCACAUCAGCGAGUUCACUCUGGGGAGAGGCCAUUCACCUGCUCUGAAUGUGGGAAGGGAUUCACUCAAUUAAUUAAUCUGAAAGCACACCAGCGGGUUCAUACCAGGGAGAGACCAUUCACCUGCUCUGAAUGUGGGAAGAGUUUUACUCAGUUAUCCAACCUGCAGAAACACCAAAGAGUUCAUACGGGAGAGGCCAUUCACCUGCUCUGAAUGUGGGAAGAAAUUCAGUAACUCAUCCACUCCAUUGAGACAACAAUGAGUUAACUAUAGGGAGAUACUGUUUACCUGCUCUGAAUGUGGGAAGAGAUUCACUCAGUUAUCUCAUCUGCAAGCCCACCAGCAAGUUCCCUCUGGGGAGAGAUCUGCUCUGAAUGUGAGAAGUGAAUGACUCAGUCAUCCAGCCUUAUGAAGUACUCUACAUACACGUGCUGGAUGUUUAGCCAACAUCCUGGCUGAAUGCAGAGGCAAAUUCAAAAGUGACAAUUCAGUGUUAGAAUGCAAUUACUGCCCCUGCUCGUCCCACCCAGUUCUGUACCCUGGUCAGUGGACAUGGGAGGAGUUGCUUCCUCUGAUGUGGACCAUUAAUGGUUCUGGAGUUUAAUAUUCUGAUUCUCUGACAAAUAAAUCAGUUUUAAACUUAUUUUGGGAAUUAAGUGCAUGCACAACAGAACCAGUAUAUAAUAGGGUGUCAACUCAGCCCAGUUGGUCCCUGACAGGGUUUCUGAUCCAGCACAGAGCUUUUAUAUCUGUCCCUGCUCUUCACCUCCCUGUGGUGGUGGGUUCCAAAUUGUCACCACUCUGUGGGUGAAGAGGUUUCUCUUCAAAGAAAUUCUCUGGGAGAAGAAGAAGACAAGCUCAGUGCAAUUACAUCUGAAAUAAUCUUCGUAUGUUCUCCCCAUGGAAUACUUGGGGUGUUCCCCAGGUGCUCAGGUAUCCUCCCAGAGUCCAAAGAUGUACCAGUUAGUAGGUUAAUUGAUCAUUGAAAAUUGUCCUGUGAUUCAGUCAGGGUCAAUUGGGUUUGUCAGGGAUUGUUGGGGUGGCGUGGCUGGAAGAUCUACAAGAGCCUACACUGCAUUGUUUCACUAAAUAAAGUCUCUGGGCUGAGGUAGAAUGACAUUGGUUAUUAAACUCCUGCACCGCUCUUUUCAACAUAAUGGGUCAUUUUCCCUAUUUACCAAGGGUUGUGUGUCACACAGCUGGGUUGUUACAAUACACCACUGCCCUCUAAAGUCUGAAAGCAGACUGGGGGAUCAUUAAUUAGAUGUUCAGUUGAGCAGGGUCACAAUCCAGAGAUGGGUCAGUAGGGGGCAGGGUUUAGAACUCUGGACACAAAUAUAUCAGUUUUCAAACCUCAGACAAGAGGGUGUAUUUCAUCCCAGCUGGAAACAUGCACCUGCUUUGUGUCUGAAAUGUAGUUUUGUUUAAAUUUCUCAUUGAAGCCCAUUGGAACUAGGGGCCUGAGAACACACAGCACGUUCUCACUGAAGAUCAGCUGCUGAACUGCUGAGAGAUUCGUCUGACCCGAUGAGACACCAGAGAGCUCACAGCAGGGAAAAAUCAAUCACCUGCCAAGUGUGGGAAGGGAGUCAAGCAGUCAUCCAUCCUGCAGAUACACCAGCAGGUUCACACUGGGAAGAGGUUGCUCACCUGCUCCAGGUGUGGGAAGGGAUUCAUUUGUUCAUAUCAACUGCUGGAUCUCAAUAUCGUUCACACUGGACAGAGGCCAUUCUCCCUCUCUGUGUGUGGAAUGGGAUUUAUUCAGGCAUCAGAGCUGGGAGGGGCCUUUCAGCUGCUUUAAAUGAAUGAAGGGAAUUCCUCAGUCAUCCCGCCUGCUGAAAUACCAGUCAGUUCACACAGGGGAGGCAGUUUAAGUAACUCAUGUUGAAUUUUUAACCCCCACAUUUGGUGAAUUUGGCUGCAAGUUCAGUAGUGAGUGUUGGUGUCAGAUUCUGCAGUCAUUGCUGCUCUUCAUCACACAUGGAACAGAUCUUUGGUCUCUGGGCACAAUUGGGUUUGUUUUGUUGACAUUAGAUUUAAUUUGACUGGAGUUUAAUAUUUUGAAUCUGUGAUGAA
This is a messenger RNA of Mobula hypostoma (lesser devil ray), 4605 nucleotides long. Its product is annotated as zinc finger protein 420-like. Gene Ontology annotation, cellular component: nucleoplasm. The coding region runs from base 1108 to 2742 and encodes 544 amino acids. The record is from RefSeq and is a predicted model, not a curated record. Lineage: Eukaryota; Metazoa; Chordata; Chondrichthyes; Myliobatiformes; Myliobatidae. Gene Ontology annotation, molecular function: RNA polymerase II cis-regulatory region sequence-specific DNA binding; DNA-binding transcription repressor activity, RNA polymerase II-specific. The transcript has 2 exons. Gene Ontology annotation, biological process: regulation of transcription by RNA polymerase II.